AUGGGUACAGCCAAGCAAAGCCAAAAUAGAAAGAAGUUCACGAGGGAGUACAAGGUUAAAGAGAUCCAAAGGAGUAUUACGAAGAAGACCAGACUGAGGAAGGAAUACCUUAAAGCUCUAAAAGAUGAAGGGUAUACCAUACCAGAAAAGGAGCCUAGAACCGUGGCAAAAGAAUCUGUAAGGAAGAUUAAGGAAGCCAGGGCAAUGGAAGGAAAGAAAAAACUAGACGAGAAGAAGGAGAUCAAGAAACAAAGAAAGAGAAUGCAAAGGGACGAAUUGAACAAGCAAAAAAGUGAACAGUUGGAGAGAAUUAGAGUAUCGAAGGAGAAAUUUCAGGUAAGAGAAGAUAGGAAGAAGAAACUAACCCAAAAAACAAGGACGGGUCAACCCUUGAUGGGCCCUAAAAUAGAAGACCUUUUGGAUAAGAUUAAGACAGAUGAUACUUAUACUUCCUGA
This is a messenger RNA of Saccharomyces paradoxus, 456 nucleotides long. RefSeq names its product Fyv7p (gene FYV7). NCBI's taxonomy places the organism in Eukaryota, Fungi, Ascomycota, Saccharomycetes, Saccharomycetales, Saccharomycetaceae. Gene Ontology annotation, biological process: rRNA processing. The transcript has a single exon. Gene Ontology annotation, cellular component: nucleolus. The record is from RefSeq and is a predicted model, not a curated record. The coding region runs from base 1 to 456 and encodes 151 amino acids.